Messenger RNA from Lodderomyces parapsilosis, 1773 nucleotides. RefSeq lists its product as uncharacterized. Gene Ontology annotation, cellular component: membrane. Gene Ontology annotation, molecular function: xenobiotic transmembrane transporter activity; antiporter activity. The record is from RefSeq and is a predicted model, not a curated record. The transcript has a single exon. Lineage: Eukaryota; Fungi; Ascomycota; Pichiomycetes; Serinales; Debaryomycetaceae. The coding region runs from base 1 to 1773 and encodes 590 amino acids. Gene Ontology annotation, biological process: xenobiotic detoxification by transmembrane export across the plasma membrane.
AUGACACAUUCAGAUAGAAGUCACCAAUUCACUCAUUCAGAUACCAAAAGAAGGGCGUCUGUGGUGUAUGGCUCAGUUGGUAAAGGUGGUCUUUAUAUACCUUCAGACUUUAUUGGCUCGUCGUCUAAUCGUCAACAGUUCCAGGAUGAUAUAACAGCAGAUGAAAACUCCCCAUUGCUUGAUAUACAAGGGACACAAGCUGCAGUCGUGGAUUCUAAUCCAAAUCCUUUCAAGAAUAGACGAAAACUGAGCGUUGUCGCUCGAGAAUUAUUGGAGCAGGAAAGAGAGUUACUACAAGAGAAUCAUAUUGCAGUAGACGACUUGAAAAGCGAUGACGAGGUGAGGGACGCAUUUGAAGAAGCAGUGCAGAAUAAACAAAUUGAGGUGACUACUCCACUUAUCGAGUUGAAAACAUUGAUUAGCUCAGCCAUACCUUCAGUAGUCACAUUUCUUUUGCAAUGUUCACUUUCCACGGUGUCUGUUUUCAGUGUUGGUCACAUUGGUGCAACUGAGUUGGCAGCUGUUUCAAUGGGUGCCAUGACGGCGAACAUAACUGGUUAUGCCACUAUACAGGGUAUCGCUACUGCAUUGGAUACAUUGUGUCCCCAGGCAUUUGGUGCCAGGAAAUACACCAUGGUUGGAGAGUAUUUUCAAAAAUGUACUGCUUUGAUUGCGGUAGUUAUGUUACCAGUCUUGAUUGCAUGGGUGUUUUUUGGCUACGAUUUGAUAUGUCUUAUUGUUCCUGAUAAAGAGACUGCUAAAUAUGCUGCACAGUAUUUACAGUAUGUUUCCAUUGGUAUACCAGCUUACAUUUCGUUUGAAUGUGGGAAAAGAUUCUUACAAGCUCAGGGAAUUUACAACAUUGGUGCUUAUGUGUUGCUUAUAGCCGCCCCAUCAAACUUGUGCAUGAACUGGUACUUGGUUAAAAAGAUUGGAUACAUUGGUGCGCCAAUUUCGGUGGCAAUAAACUACUGGCUUAUGGCCAUUGGAUUGUUUGUUAUGACUGUGUUUUACGUCAAGGCAGAAGAUACCCCAAGUGGAUUUCAUCCGUUGAGAUGUUGGGGAGGACUCAACAUCAAACAAGCUUUCAAGGGAUGGGGCAGAUUAAUCUCGUUGGCUAUUCCAGGUCUUGUUAUGUUGGAGGCAGAGUUUCUAGCAUUUGAAAUAUUGACAUUGUUGGCAUCAUACCUUGGCACCAAAGCGUUGGCUGCACAAUCAAUUGGGACAACAAUGGCAUCAUUAACUUAUCAAGUCCCAUUUGCUAUUGGAAUUGCAUCUUCGUCAAGAAUUGCCAACUUUUUAGGAGCUGGGUUAGCCGAGUCAGCAAAAGUCACCACUAAAGUGUCUCUUUGUUUUGGAUUGGUGAUCUCCAUGUUAAACUUUCUUGCAUUAUACUGUUUCCAAAGACCAAUUGCCAAUGCGUUCACCAAGGAUCAAGAUGUCAUUAACAUUGUUCUCGAAGUCAUGUGGCUCAUUGCAUUGAUGCAGAUAUCCGAUGCCAUGAAUGCAAACUCGGCAGGUUGCUUAAGAGGACAAGGACAGACAAAGAUUGGAGGUAUUGUCAACUUGGUUUCAUACUAUGUGGUUGGUCUUCCAUUGUCAAUUUAUCUUGCCUUUUAUUCUCCAUGGAAAGGAUCAUUAGAUGGCUUGUGGGUGGGGAGUACAGUUGCAUUGACAAUUAUCGGAGUGGUGCAGAGUUACUACGCAUUAGCUGCUAAUUUUGAUCACUUAUGUGAGGAGGCAAGAAAAAGAACAUCGACCCAAGAGGUAUAA